AUGGAGACAGCAGUCGUAGGAGGAUCGGACAUGGCUGGACCAGAAUCUCCGGAGACGACUACAGGAGGCUCUCAGCCUCUUCCUGCAGGCACGAUAGCGAAGUUGACGAGCGACAUCCUCAAUGACACCUUUUACAAUAUCAUUCACGACAUCGUCGCCAAAGUUCACCGCGAUGAGAAGAUUGCUCGUAUGCGAUCGGCCGUCAUCGUCGCCAGACAAAAGGCUGAGGAAGAGAUGGCUCGAAUUCGCGAAAGUGAAGGAGGAAACAAGGCGACGAAGCCCGGAGACGCUGACUCAGUUGACAAUCCGGAGAACAAGAUCAGGGUCGAGACGGAUGCCGCAAUCUUCGAUUGUGGAAAAGUCUAUCUCAAGGGCAAUCCCCUUGUCACGACAAAGGAAAUCAUCUGUCCACACUGUCGGUUGCCACGUCUUCUAUACCCUACCACUGGAAUAGGUGCUCGCCCCCCUCCGGAUCCAUACCGUGAAUACUGUCAGAAACACCCUCCGAUAAUCAAACCGGGACACGAUAUUCAUGGCAACCCGUUUGCGACGGACAAGUUGCAGACGAAGAAAAAGAAGCAGACCGCGAAUAAUACGAAUUCAAACACGCCAGUCUCGAGCCCGCCGUCCACUCCGGACGUUUCCGCCAGUGGUUCAUUCAAACAAACUGCACCGCAGCAAAUAACAUUUCCCACGGUCAAAUGCCCGAAUUGUCCGCGCUACUUUGUCGUCAAUAGAGUGGCUCAGCAUCUUGAUCGGUGCUUGGGCUUUUCAAGUAGAGGUGCAGGACGCAAUCGGACUCCGCAAGAGAACGCUUCCAAUACGUCCAAUGCCUCUGCGCCGCCCAAACGACCACGGGCUGACGACGAUCAGCCUGCCAGUCAAAAGAAGAAGAAACCUAACACUCCCAAGAAGGCGUCUGGUCAGAAGCCUGCAGCUCCCAGUAAAUUGAAGAACGGGACCACUCCGGACAUGGCAGCGGCCGAGUCUGCGGAACCGUCAAAGGCGCCCUCCGACGAUGGGGAGAUCAAAGUCGAGCCCAACGGGGUUUAG
This is a messenger RNA of Rasamsonia emersonii CBS 393.64, 1053 nucleotides long. RefSeq lists its product as uncharacterized. The transcript has 2 exons. NCBI's taxonomy places the organism in Eukaryota, Fungi, Ascomycota, Eurotiomycetes, Eurotiales, Trichocomaceae. The record is from RefSeq and is a predicted model, not a curated record. The coding region runs from base 1 to 1053 and encodes 350 amino acids.